AUGGCUACCGCGGGAGCCGCAGCGCCGUCGGCGUCGCUGUACGUGGGCGAUCUGGACAAGGAGGUGACGGAGGCGCAGCUGUACGAGCUCUUCAGCCAGGUCGGCCCCGUCGCGUCCAUCCGCGUCUGCCGUGACGCCGUCACGCGCCGCUCGCUGGGCUACGCCUACGUCAACUACAACAGCGCUGACGACGAGCAUGCAGCGGAGCGCGCAAGGGAGGCGCUGAACUACCGCGAGGUGAACGGGCGGCCCAUCCGCAUUAUGUGGUCCCACCGCGACCCCAGCCACCGCCGCAGCGGCGUCGGAAACAUCUUCAUCAAGAACCUGGACGAGUCGAUCGACCACAAGGCGCUGCACGACACGUUCAGCGCGUUCGGCCCCAUCUGGUCGUGCAAGAUCGCCGUGACGCCCGAGGGCAAGAGCAAGGGGUACGGCUUCGUGCACUUCGAGACGGAGGAGGCGGCCAACCUGGCCAUUGAGAAGGUCAACGGCAUGCUCGUGGAGGGCAAGAAAGUAUUCGUGGGCAAGUUCCUGAAGCGGGGCGAGCGGGACUCAGACGGGCAGCAGGCGCGCUUCACCAACGUGUUUGUCAGAAACCUCGCGCCCGAAAUCACGGAGGAGCAGCUCUCCGCGCGCUUCUCAGAGAUCGGCCCCAUCACCAACGCCGUUGUGAUGCGCGAUGACGCCGGCGCCUCCAAGGGCUUUGGGUUUGUCAACUUCCAGGACCCCGCCAGCGCGCAGGAGGCCGUUGAGAAGCUCAACAACGCGCAAUUCGGUUCAAAGGCGAUUCUUGUGGCCCGAGCACAGAAGAAGUCAGAGAGAGAGCAGAUGCUGCGAAGCCAGUACGAGGAGAAGAAGAUGGAGCGGCUUCAGCGCUUCCAGACCACCAACCUGUAUGUGAAGAAUCUGGAAGAGGCGGUGGAUGACGACAGGCUCAUGGCGGAGUUUGCCCCGUUCGGGGCGAUCACGUCGGCCAAAGUGAUGCGCGACGACAAGGGCACCAGCCGGGGCUUUGGGUUUGUCUGCUUCUCCAACACUGAUGAGGCCAGCCGCGCCAUCAUGGAGGCUAAUGGUCGUCUGGUGAACGGCCGUCCGCUCUACGUGGCGCUAGCCCAGCGCAAGGAGGUGCGCCAGGCGCAGCUGCAGCAGCAGUUCGCACUCAGGGGCGCGCUCCCCCCGGGCGUCCUUCCCCCAGGCGCAGCCCUCCCCCCAGGCGCAGUUCUUCCCCCCAACGCCGCUGCUGCAGCUGCCGCCGCCGCUGCUGCUGCUGGGGGACCUAUCCCCGGGGUGGCAGGGGGGCCGGGGGGGAUGCCGCCUGGUGCGCCCAUGUUCCCCCCUGGUGCGCCCAUCUUCUAUGCUGCGCCCCCCCCUGGGGUGCUGGCGGGAGGCGCGGGCGCGCAGGGGCAGGCGCAGAGGCAGGGGCAGGGGGUGGUGUAUCCGCAGAUGAUGGGGCGGGGCGCUUGGCGGGGGCCCAUGCCGCGGGGAGGGUUCCAACCCAUGCCCAACUACAAUGCGUCCAUUGGUCCGCGCCAGCGCCAGGGGCGGGGGCGACCACAGCAGGGGCAGCAGCCGCAGCAGAUGCUCCCCAUGGGAGCCGUGCCAGUGCCAGUGGUGCCAGUCCCCAUGGCACCUGGCGUCGUCCCCCCUGCUGCGCCCAUGCCUCUGCCGUCGGAUCCGCUCAAUCCGACGGCCCUCGCUGCAGCGCCGCCUGCUCAGCAGAAGCAGAUGCUGGGAGAGCGCCUCUUCCCACUCAUCCAGCAGCAUCAGCCGGAGCUGGCGGGUAAGAUCACGGGAAUGCUUCUCGAGAUGGACAACAGCGAGCUGCUGCUGCUGCUGGAAUCACCAGACGCCCUCCUGGCCAAGGUGGAAGAGGCACUCAUGGUGCUGCGCCAGCACUCGGGGGACCCCGCUCCUGCCACUGAUGGCGCUGCUGCUUAG
Messenger RNA from Closterium sp. Naga37s-1, 1938 nucleotides. NCBI's taxonomy places the organism in Eukaryota, Viridiplantae, Streptophyta, Zygnematophyceae, Desmidiales, Closteriaceae. The record is from the annotation of a GenBank genome assembly.